This is a messenger RNA of Colletotrichum godetiae, 1154 nucleotides long. RefSeq lists its product as uncharacterized. The transcript has a single exon. The record is from RefSeq and is a predicted model, not a curated record. Bases 332 to 1015 code for a protein of 227 amino acids. NCBI's taxonomy places the organism in Eukaryota, Fungi, Ascomycota, Sordariomycetes, Glomerellales, Glomerellaceae.
ACGUCUCUAUCUAGACGCUCAAGUUCUACCGGAUCACGCACUCAUAGGCCCGAGAGGGAGGCGGAUGGGUAAGUAGACAAACAGGUAACGGUACAUGCCAUGAGCGGACCGAACACAUUUAACGACCCGACCUGGACCACAUACGACCGCCGCCGCCUCUUGCUUGUUUCCGCGCCCCGUCCAUCCUCUUUCCCCCCUUGUAUGCACGUAUGUACAUGUGCGUGCGUGCGUGUGUGUGUGUGUGUGUGCCUUCUGCCCUCCUCUUCUACUUCACCGGAUUGGUGUGCCGUGGGUGCAGACGCGAUCUCGACCCAAGUUGCGGUAGGUAGCCAUGUCACAUUUUGAUGUAGGUACCCUCUCCUCGGCUCUGCCCCUGCUGCACCUAGUAUGUACCCUCCGACCACCUCAUUCCGCUUCGUUGCCAUACUUUUUUUUUCUUCCCUUUUUCCCUUUCUUUCCCUCUGCUACCCUUCCUUUCCUAUCAUGUACCUUAUUCUACGGGGUGGGCGCCCCGUCCAUUUUCCUCAACGUCAAGCACCUUAGAGGAAGGCAAGGCAAGGGAAAGAAAAACAAGGGACCAUUUUACUCGUACAUACCUUUUUCCUCCCCUACCCCCCUCGUCCUCCUCGUACGGAUACACGCAAACUUCUUGCACACUGUCCAGAGUAUAUUAAAGUCGGCCGGCGUCCCGUCCCAUGUUCCAUCGUCGACGUUUCUUUCGCUCGUCAUAUCCCGUGCUCUGACAAGCCCUGGACUGAGAACCCUUAUUCCGUUGGGUGCUGUCAUUGCUUCUCCGACUCCAUCUCCAUGCAGGUCUGGCUCCGCAUGUGGUCCUGCUCCUCCCUCUCCUCCCCGUCCCGCAUGCCUUCCUUGCCUGAUCAGCGUCAGAUCUGUGGCUCCAACCGACCUUCUUUCAAAUUCUCUGCCAACCUCCGAGUCGACCCUGAGACAGAAGACACAGAAGACACAACAUCGCAACCAUACUUUGCAACCUCGUCGGACGCCGUGUUAUUAGACACAUUCACGUACGAGGUUGCAUCAUCCGGCUGCCCUAUUGUCCUUUCCAUCUGGAGCUCUCUUACUCGCCCUUUCCGCUCUCCUCCUGUCGCGCAAAAGUCGUUGCCCUCCUUUCCCCCGGUUACCGCCUGCCGCUC